Messenger RNA from Catharus ustulatus (Swainson's thrush), 546 nucleotides. RefSeq names its product chromosome 26 C1orf232 homolog (gene C26H1orf232). The coding region runs from base 16 to 546 and encodes 176 amino acids. NCBI's taxonomy places the organism in Eukaryota, Metazoa, Chordata, Aves, Passeriformes, Turdidae. The transcript has 4 exons. The record is from RefSeq and is a predicted model, not a curated record.
GCUGAGCCCCUCGCCAUGGCCCAGGGCUUCUGGCGGCUCUACAAGGCCAAAGUGCUGCAGACCCUGGGGGGGCCGCGGCCGGACGGAGCCCUGCAGGACGAGGGAGACCCCCCCGAGCUGAUGGAGACGGCCGAGCCCCCCGCGCUGAUGGAGGAGGGAGCCAGCCCCGUGUCCCAGCUGGCCAGGAAGGUGCAGGGUGUGGGUGCCCGGGGCUGGCGGACGCUCUCAUCGCUGUUCACCCGCGAGGACGAGCACCAGCUGCUCAGCCCGGAGCCCCGCCCGGACCACCCUCUGGCCGCUGAGCCCUCCGAGGUGCCCCACGCCGAGAAGGCACCCGGAUUUUGGGAUCUCUUUGCUUCCAAAUGGCAGCAGGCGUCGGGGCCGGAGCAGGGGGAGUCCCCGCCGGAGCCGGAUGAGAGCCCGGGGGAGCCGCCGGGUGAGGACGGCAGCGACCUGCGGGAGCCGGAGGAAGGGGCCUUCCACUGGGGCUUCCUGGCUGGCAAACUGGCCGAAAUCCGGAAUAAAACCGCCCCCAAGGGUAACUAG